AGUAGAGGACCCUCCAUUUCACCGGCACUCAAGUUGAGAAAUUCUGAAGUUUACUGGCUUGAACGCUAAACAACUGUUUCCUUUAAAAGUUAAAAUUAUACCACAGACUGAGGCAUCUUUGUUCUGGUCACUGUCAACUUUGCAUACUGCGCAAACAUAACAAGGGAAAAUGAACAAGUGCCUAUUUAGGACGUCUGAAGUUGCCUUUCGGGGCCACCAGAUUGACGCUAAUGGCGUGACAGCGACGGGGGAAAAGCUAUAUAAAAAGCAUCGAAGAUCUCACAAUACCAACAUCAAAGGCAACGUUUUAGUUGUGCGCCCCAGGAAUGACGUAAUUGUACGACAUGUUCCUAUAUAGAAAACCAAGCAACACUAGCGAAAGACUUGGGUAGCAUAGAGUACUGCAUGUCACUUGGAACUGCGAAAUACCAGCGGCUUUCAAGAAGCUUACAGCUGGUGCUCUGCAAGACCCUCCUCCCGCACAACGACGCACCCAAACUGCACAAACCGCCACUUCUCUCGUGCGAAGUAUCCCCGUAUGUUGUCGGCGCAGUCCUCGCUCACAAGGAUGAUCAAGGCAGGGGAGCGCCAACACCUUUCGUCUCCAAAAGACUAGGUGCCCCAGCCGAGAAGAACUAUUUCCGAUUGGAUUGUGAAGGACUCGCUGUGGUCUUCGGUGUCGUUCAUUUGCACCAGUACCUGGCAGGGAGAUAGGUAACUUCACAGCGGAUACGUCGGAUUACAGGUGUUACCGGACUGUGCCCUUCUCUAAUCCAAACGAGGCCCGCUGGGAGAUAAGACUUCACAUGAUUCACCUCCGGCGUUGAUCCGUUAGGAAACACGAGCAUCCAUCGGAACUCCCAGUGUCUUUGAUGACGGACCUACAGAAGAUCACGGAGCCGAUCACAUGCACCGAGAGUCUCACCUGCACGGCAGGGGCGCCCAGCCCGAGUUCUAUUUUAAUAACUUAAAUAGAGCCACACUCAUGCCCCCCGUAGAUGUAUGGAGUUGACUGCAGGGGAAGGAUGUUAGGCCUCGCCAUUGCCAGCCGCAUCGCUGUCUCUGGUUACGAGACGACCGCGGAUGCACCAUGGCGGCACCACCCUCUCCCGUUCAGGCAGCCGAGACUCGAGUGACUGCGUCCGGAAACCUGAACCCAGGCAGAGCCGCAGAGGCAUCGAGAGCUUCAGCGGCACAAGCAAGCAGACCAUUUGCAGCCACCAGGCAUUGUAUACGGCUAAAUAAAACGUUUUUCUUUUUUUUUUUUAAGAGACGUAAGAUAUAACCAAGUAUAGAUACAGACGGAAUGCAAGAAUGCGAUACAUAUAUUAACGCCCAGUUAGCUCACGCAGGCUAGGUCGCCACCACGAUUCAUCCGAACGGAAUUUCAUCAGCGAUCACCGACGUCAAUCAUCUUCCUCGCCGGUUGCGAUCGACGUACAGUGGCUCACCGCUUUGGAACAGUUUUUAUGGAAGAACAGGAGCGUCUUCGAAGAAAGUGCUACGACAUUUUCAGUACGUCGGUGUUCGUUUACACCCUGCGCUAAGGAAUGGGUGAAUACUGCUAUGGAUGUAGAACAAACAGCAAGAGAUGCGUCCGCUGCCGUCCGCCUGCCCGCCAGCAAGUUUCGACGCAAACUGAAGGUAUUUUCGAGGUACUUCUACAGUGGCCGCCUGGAUGUCGGAAACGUGCACCAAGCCGCCUGCACCCGCACCGCAGCCGCUAAGUACCUGAUCCCCAAACUGGAAGAGAGAUGCCUCGCCUUCGUGAACGGCUGCAUGAAGCUCGAUGACGUAUGCCCUUUCCUGGACUAUGUUCUGACCAUGGGCGAAGAAGGCGCGCGCGCCCCCGCCCGAGCCCUGAUCCGCAAGAACAGUUUCGGCGUGAUUUCCUCUGCGAGGUUCAAGUCCUCCACCUUACAUACCGUGAGGUACGUCCUUCGUCACGCGACCAAUGUGUCCGAGUCAUCGGUGCUACAAGCUGUGCACUCGUGGGCACUGCAGCAGUGGCUGACGCCAUCCUCGGAAGGCGAUGAACUGGCCGAUGUUCGGGUCAAUGUUCGGGCAAUCAUGCUGCCACUGUUCUCCGAACUGCGGUUCCUCGCGCUGACCGCGACAGAGUUCGUCGAAGGGCCCAACACGUGGGGGAUCUUGACUGACUCGGAAGCGCGGGCCAUCCUGAGCAACAUCGUCAAAGAACGCUCGAUGACCAUGCCAGAUGGAUUCUGCAAGAUCCGGACUGCCCGUACUUAGUCUUGGAGACAAUCCCGAACUUUAUAGAUUUAUCGACUCACAAGAGGACGGUACUGUCGGUGUCGACACGUUGUGCGGCUUUAAAUGAUAGAUAAAUGUUUUGCUGCACUCAAAUGUGAAUAAAAACUUAUUUUUAUUGAUGUAUCACAGCCGAUGCUCGUGCUCGGGAAGUAGGGAAGAAAAUCGCACAUUACAUUACGAUUUCUACGUUGCAGCCUAAUACGACAGCCUCCGCAGAACACUGCCACUGCCUGUGUUGUUUCCUGUUUGCCUCUAGAUUUUUUACGCUAAUGCGUAUAUACCAUGCUAAGUUUCUACUCUGAGCAGCAGUGCGUAUUCCUUCUCAGUACAUUUUAUUGAUUCCCAGGGUACCUCGACUGUUCUGCGCUUUUCAGUGCAUGGCUAUCCUGUCGCGGCAUAACGUAAGAUUUGCCGCAACAUUUCAGCUAUGGUUUGGUAGCGUCCGCUUUUCUCAGCUCUCCUGAGCAUUUGUACUUUCACAGAGGCCAACCUUUUUUUUUUUGUCGUCAGGUAAAAGCUCUCACCUGGAUAAAACUGCACAUGUUUUCUUCCUGUUGUUAUCGGCAGGUAACAUAUGUCGAACGUUUCCCCUCUAAGCAGAAGCACAACGCAAAUUGCACCUGCAUUUUUAAUACAUCAUGAAGUCUAUUUCAAAUCUUUGAUACAGAGCCAAAGAUGGUGUAGAAUAUGACGUAUAUACUGACGUAGAUACCGUUUACUUCUGCCUAGUGAAUAAGUGCGUUUAAGUUCUUGGAGGCAGUGCCAAAUUGGGACGCUUAAAGAAAUAAAUGAAGUUGAUGGCCAUUGUGUCUAAGUGCAUAGGCAUUUACAGAAAACAUUCGAUGAUACGAAUUUCUGGGGAUCCGAAGUACUCGUGUCAACCGAGAUUCGUAUAAUUAAGAAACCACAAUGAUAUCACUGAAAUGAAUGUAAGACAUUCUUAACAAGAACGGAUUAGUGGGCAGGUUGGAAUGUAUUCAUGAUGUAAACUCGCUAGCAAAAGCUUGGAGAGCACGGA
Molecule: messenger RNA, 3292 nt
Organism: Dermacentor silvarum
Lineage: Eukaryota; Metazoa; Arthropoda; Arachnida; Ixodida; Ixodidae
Product: BTB/POZ domain-containing protein 6-A
Exons: 3
Coding region: 1567-2253 (228 amino acids)
Biological process (GO): neurogenesis
Cellular component (GO): cytosol
Molecular function (GO): protein binding
Source: RefSeq, a predicted model, not a curated record